Molecule: messenger RNA, 2667 nt
Organism: Closterium sp. NIES-65
Lineage: Eukaryota; Viridiplantae; Streptophyta; Zygnematophyceae; Desmidiales; Closteriaceae
Source: the annotation of a GenBank genome assembly
AUGCGCAUAUGCGCGCCUCCCGCCCUUGCGCCCUACAUGGGCGCGCGGUGGCGGAAAGCUCCCAAUACCCCGCAGUUCAGCACCGCCUUCGUCGUUCCCAUGCGGCCGAAACGCGUAACGCUGAGCUUCAGGCGCAACUGCCGUCGCCCGAUCUCCGCCAUCUUCCGCGCUCAGCGAGCGGGCGAGACGCGACCGGGAGCGCGGUCGUGGAUGGAGCGCAUGGCGAAGGCGGCGGAGGAGAUGGCGCGCGGCGCGGAGCGCGCGUCGAAGGAAAUGGCGAAGGUGGCCGCGGCGACGCUGGAGAACCACAGCAAGGCCAUCGAAGCGGCGUCGCCGCUGCUGUCGCAGAUCGUGGGGGGAAACGAGAAGGCGAGCAACUUCAUCGCGAAUCUCAUCGUUCCGCACGCCCCUGGAGCCUCCGCCAGCGGAUCUUCCGCCACCUCCCCGCGCUCAGCAGCUCCGCAGCAGUUGGCGGAAGACCACCUGCGCGAGGUGUCCGAUGACGUGGUAGCCCACGUCAGCAUCAAGCCUGCCAACGUGGCGCCGAUGACGUCAUCGUUCACAUCCCCGUCAUUGGGCGACGAUGAUUCCGCUGCUGCUGCUGCGGCUAACGCGGAUCCUACCUCGGUCCCACUGGAAAUGCGCAAGGCGGGCGCGCACGUGCUGGAGGGGCGGGAGGAGCGCGGCGCAAUGCGCGCGGAGCUGCAGGCGCUGGAGGCGCGCAUGGACGCGGCUUCCGCGGCGGUGGAGGCGGCAAAGAGCCGCCGGGGGGAGCUGCUCCAGGCGCACCCGGAGCUGCGGCAACGUGUGACCGACGUGGUUGAGGGGAAAGUCACUCCACGUGCCGUCACCGUCACCCCCACGGCUGUAGCGCCGUCCUCUCCGUCUAACGCGCCGUCUAAUGCGCCGGGCAACUCGGACGCGGAGGGAGAGGCGCAGGAGGAGUGGGAGGAGGCGGAGGAGGAGCAAGCGCAGGCGCAGGGGGGCGCGCACGGGGCCGCGCAGCAGGGGAUGGUGGCGGGGUCGGUGCAGGCGCUGCGGGCGGGGCGGCAUAGGCAGCGGGAGCGGCUGCAGCGACCGGGCGUUGAGAGGAGGCGACAGCACGCCGCUCAGGUGCGUCUGUCGGUGCUGCGCUCGCUGGCAGAGCGACACGGUGUGCUGGCGCAGAGCACAGUCGCGCAGGCGACAACUGGACAGGCAGUAACUGCACAGGAGAGCGAGCCAGUGCAGGUCGCAAGGGAGGAGCCGCAGCAGCAGCAGCAGCCUCAUCAGCCUGUGGUUGACACGGCAGCACUGUCGCCUGUGGAGCUGGAACUGGUCAAGGCGGAGGAGUCAUGGGACAAGUAUUUGGAGGCGGUUGCGUGGACCAAGGCUCGUCUGCACUCGCUGCGCUCGUCCGCGCCCUCCUCCUCCGCGGCGGCGCUGCUCAGCAUGGAGGCGCAGCUCGUGUCUUCCCUCGCGUUCGCGCAGCAGCGCGCGGACGAGGAGGCUGCGCGCGUGGCGCAGCUGUGCGCGCGCGUGGGCGCGGACGCGGGGGAGAGGCGGCGGAGCAGGGAGGAGGGGCUGCGGAGGGCCGCGGAGGCUGGGGCGAAGAUGGGGAAAGGCGCGGAGGGGGGGCCGGGAAACGGGGAGAGGGGGGAGCGGGAGGGAGAUGAGGGGAAGAGGGUGGUGAGUGGCGGCAGCAGUGGGGGGUCGUUGGCAGGGAUUGGCGACAUGAUGAGUAAGCUCGCCAACAUCCAGCACACGCUCGAGUCAAUGGCCGCCUCGCCACCCUCCCUCGCACUCAAGGCCGCUCUCCCCUCGCUCUCCCCCGUCUCCCCCUCCUCCGCUUCAGCCCCCUCCCUCUCCCCCAUCUCCUCCUCCUCCUCUUCCCCCUCCCUCUCCCCCUCCUCCUCCCCCUCCUCCGCCGUUGCCUCCCUCUCCUCCUCUUCUCACACUCUCUCUGCCUUUCUUGCUUCCCUCAAGUCCCCUCGCUCCUCCCGUUCCUCUCGCACCGCCACCUCUGCCCCUGCCCUCGCCACUGCAACCGGCACUGCUGUAGCAGCUGCACCUGUUCGUUCCACAGCAACAGUCACAGCAGAAGCAGCGGUGGGGACGGCAGCAACAGCAGCAGCAGCAGCAGCUGCGCCGUCUGCUUAUAGCACGAAAUUUGUAGGCAGGAGGGCGUCGGGUGGUGGGCGGCAUCGUUCGGCCGAGGAGCGGGAGAAUUACCUCAAGGUGUACGCGCGGGCUCUCUUCCCGUCGUACGUUGACACGUCAGCGUCGCCAGCUCAGCAGCAGCACGGAGUGGACGGAUUGGUCCAGGAGCUCGUCCUACAUGGCGCCAGUGAGGACUGGGCCCGAGGCUACAUCGCCGAAGCUCUGCUCCGGCCGAACGUGGCUGCACCCAAGCCUCUGGCUGUUGCCAUUGCAUCCGGGCCUCCCUCUCCCCGUGCUUCUGCUUCACACCACGAGUGUUCACAGCACGAGCUGCAGCAGUACGCACAGGCCAUCCGCAGUGCCUAUGUGGAUGCAUCCAUGAGUGCCUCUGAGCGCGAGGUCGGCACCAGCCUCUUUGUCGAGGAGCUGGUGGCGAUGGGCGGCAAGGAGGUGGAGCAGUGGGCGAGGUCCUUUGUGGCUCAAUCGCUGGCCACAGAAGUGCGCAAGCGCAAGGUCGUGCGCGCUUAG